UCUUUCUCCUCUGAGGCUGUGGAGUCGCCUCGCAGCAGCGAGCAACGAGCGCCCUGCUCCCAGUCCCGGCUUGGAACUUAACUGUAUGAGUGCGGGUCCUGGAACCCCGGCCCCGGAGCUGCGAGUCCGGGUCUGAACCUGGGGCGCAGCGGUCAGCCUCCGAGGCCCUGAUUUGGGACCGAGCCGAGGCUCUGAGCGCGGAGCGGGAGAGCCGGACGGGCCGGCGCAGCAACUGGCGAGUCAGGGAGCAGUACCGCGGAAGGCAGGGAGACGGCCGCGAGCUGAGGGCAGAGGGCAAAGUGCAGAGAGCGACCUGGCUCGGCGGAGGGCGCCGCCCGGCCGGAACGGAGCUCUCCGCCCCGGACGGCGGCCAGUAGUAGGGUGCGGACCCGGGGUCGCCACGAGUCCCGAGCGACUCCCCGGCCGACGGCUGGGGGCGUGCCUCCUCCCAGCCCAGCCGCCCCAGCCCAGCGCGCCCGUUCGUAGCGUCGCCGGGGCAUGUGAGCGGGAAGCCCAGGCUGCCAGCCGCGAGGACCCGGACGGAGGAGUAGCAGGAGCGCGGAGCCGAGAGCCGCGAGCCCAGCGCCCGGCUGAGUAGCACUUGGGUUGUUUCCACCUUUUGGCUAUUGUGAAUAAUGCUGUAUGAGCACGGGUGUGCAACAUCCUUCAAGGCCCUGCUUUCCCUCCUUUGGGAUGUCCAUGAGAAGCCCCGGCUCUGCCCAGCUGGCCCUGGAUGACGUUGGCACCAUGGUGAACUGUACUGUCAAGUCAGAGGGGAAGAAGGAGCCCUGCCACGAGGCCCCCCAGGGCUUGGCCACCGCAGCUGAACCCCAGCCCGGAGAUCCAGCCCGGGCCCCCCAGGAUGGCGCUGACCCUCCAGCUCCAGCCCAGUGUGUCUUACAGGACAGCAGCUCCCUGGAAAGCAAUGGGUCCCCAGAACCCAAGAGACCAGGAGGCUCUGAGGCUGCUUCUGGAAGCCAGGAGAAGCUGGACUUCAACCGAAAUUUAAAAGAAGUCGUGCCGGCCAUCGAGAAGCUGCUGUCCAGUGACUGGAAGGAGAGGUUUCUGGGAAGGAGCUGUGUGGAAACCAAAGAUGUCAAAGGGACCCAGGAGAGCCUGGCAGAGAAGGAGCUCCAGCUGCUGGUCAUGAUCCAUCAGCUGUCCACCCUGCGGGACCAGCUCCUGACAGCCCACUCCGAGCAGAAGAACAUGGCUGCUAUGCUCUUUGAGAAGCAGCAGCAGCAGAUGGAGCUGGCCCGGCAGCAGCAGGAGCAGAUCGCCAAGCAGCAGCAACAGCUGAUUCAGCAGCAGCAUAAGAUCAACCUCCUUCAGCAGCAGAUCCAGCAGAUCAACAUGCCUUACGUCAUGAUUCCAGCCUUCCCCCCAAGCCACCAACCUCUGCCUGUCACCCCCGACUCCCAGCUGGCUUUGCCCAUUCAGCCCAUUCCCUGCAAGCCAGUGGAGUAUCCGCUGCAGCUGCUGCACAGCCCCGCUGCCCCAGUGGUGAAGAGGCCUGGGGCCUUGUCUGCCCACCACGCCCUACAGGAGCCCUCCCAACCCCUAAACCUCACGGCCAAGCCCAAGGCCCCCGAGCUGCCUAAUGCCUCCAGCUCCCCGAGCCUGAAGAUGAGCAACUGUGGACCCCGUCCUCCCAGCCGUGGGGCCCCCACACGGGACCUGCAGGCCAGCCCCCCCAGCAUGCCUUUGGGCUUCCUUGGUGAAGGGGAUGCUGUCACCAAAGCCAUCCAGGAUGCCAGACAGCUGCUGCACGGUCACAGUGGAGCCUUAGAAAGUCCCCCCAACACCUCCUUCCGUAAGGACCUCAUUAGCCUGGACACAUCCCCAGCCAAGGAGCGGCUGGAGGAGAGCUGUGUGCACCCACUGGAAGAAGCCAUGCUGGGCUGUGACGUGGACGGCUCCCGCCACUUCCCUGAGUCCCGGAACAGCAGCCACAUCAAGAGGCCCAUGAAUGCCUUCAUGGUGUGGGCCAAGGAUGAGAGGAGGAAGAUCCUCCAGGCCUUCCCAGACAUGCACAAUUCCAGCAUCAGCAAGAUCCUUGGAUCUGCAGGGGGCUGGGGGUGUCAGCAGAGCCCAGCUGACUGCCUGCCCCUGGGGGCUGGGCCAGGCUCCCGCUGGAAGUCCAUGACCAACCAGGAGAAGCAGCCUUACUACGAGGAGCAGGCAAGGCUGAGCCGGCAGCACCUGGAGAAGUACCCUGACUACAAGUACAAGCCACGGCCCAAGCGCACCUGCAUCGUGGAGGGCAAGCGGCUGCGGGUGGGCGAGUACAAGGCUCUGAUGAGGACCCGGCGCCAGGAUGCCCGCCAGAGCUACACGACCCCCCCGCAGGCCAGCCAGGUGCAGAUGAGCCCCUCAGAUGUCCUGUACCCUCGGGUGGCAGGCGUGCCCCUGGCACAGCCCCUGGUGGAGCACUAUGUGCCCCGCAGCCUGGACCCAAACAUGCCUGUCAUCGUCAACACCUGCAGCCUCAGGGAGGAGGGCGAGGGCACAGAGGACAGGCACUCGGUGGCUGAUGGCGAGAUGUACCGGUACAGCGAGGAUGAGGACUCAGAGGCCGAGGAGAAGAGCGACGGGGAGCUGGUGGUACUCACAGACUGAUCCCGGCUACGUGGGCCUGGCCCUCCUCCAUGGGGAAGACCGGGCCCCACGCCAGCAGGCACAGCAACCCCACCCGGACUGCGUUGGUACUUGGACUUGCGCAUGCCUGGGAGAUGGGCACAGCUGUGCAUUUGUAGAUACAUUCAUGAUGGGAGAUGCCCCCUCCCCACCACACCUGUGGGCACACCUGAGGAUCUGAUGGCCCGAGUGGGUCCUGCAUGGCGGUGAUGGGCUGGGCUGGCUGAGCUCCGUGGUGGCCCUUGGGGCUCGUGGCCAGGGGACACUGUAUGACCCUCCCCUCCUGCAGGUCUGUCCACCCCAGGGGUAUGGCAGCUACAGACCUGUUCUCCUGGGGCCACAUGCUUUGUUUCCAUUCUUGUCCUGGCUGGACCAGCCACCAUGGGACCAACACGCACCGCCCCACCACAGUACCCCAGAUCGCUCCUCUACCACGAGGAUCGCUUUGUACUUUGUGCAAAGAGGUCUGGCUCUCCUCCAUGUCUCUAUCUUCUGCCAAGCCUUUCGUGCCUCUGGCUGGUGUGUGUGUGUGUGUAUGUGUGUGUGUAUGUGUACCCAUGUGCGCAAGUGCACAUGUUUUCAUCUGUUCUUUCAUUGCACAAGGUAUUUAUUGAGUGCCAGGCACUGUCGCUGACUUCCUGUGGGUGUGUCUCUUGAUGCCAUUGUUGCUUCUCCGGGGGGCUCUUUCUGUGCUUCUCUUUGUCCCCAAAUUGCUACCUCUUUGUCAGUCUGGGUGUCUCAGGUUCUGUGUGUCCUUGGUGCAUUUCUCUGUCCUUGUUUCUCUGCAGGGCCUUUUUUUGUGUCUCUCCCUUUCUCCGUGUCUGCCCUUGCCCCUUUAACGCCUGCUGGGUGUCUGUAAGCCCCUGGUCUGCCCUGGGCUCCCCAGCCAUCCUGACCUCCCCUGCCUGCCCCUUCACUCCCUCCCUGACUCUGCAUGUCAGUUCCCAUGGAGCCAUUUUUAGCUCCCAGCAGCAUGGGAAUGUGCUCAGCUUCCAAGGGGCUCUGUCAUGGUGCCCCAGCCCCUGGUCCCAACCUGAGUGCCAGGAGUGGGGGCAGGAGGACUGAUGGUGCCCCCUUCUGUAAGUGACAGAAGCCCUGGAGAGGGGGCUCUUGUGCAGCUGGUUUCCACUCCUCUGUCCUGAGCAGGGGAUGGGAGCUCCCCACCCCCACCCUGUCCUUGGAAGGCUUCAUCCUCUCCCACCCAGCUCUGCCCCUACACCUGCCCGCUCCCCUCCCCUCCCCGACUCUACACCC
This is a messenger RNA of Lagenorhynchus albirostris (white-beaked dolphin), 3891 nucleotides long. It is a transcript of the gene SOX13, whose product is annotated as SRY-box transcription factor 13. Lineage: Eukaryota; Metazoa; Chordata; Mammalia; Artiodactyla; Delphinidae. Gene Ontology annotation, molecular function: DNA-binding transcription factor activity, RNA polymerase II-specific; RNA polymerase II cis-regulatory region sequence-specific DNA binding. The transcript is spliced from 15 exons. Gene Ontology annotation, biological process: regulation of transcription by RNA polymerase II; cell fate commitment. Gene Ontology annotation, cellular component: nucleus. The coding region runs from base 643 to 2619 and encodes 658 amino acids. The record is from RefSeq and is a predicted model, not a curated record.